Protopterus annectens (West African lungfish) is the source of this 1034-nucleotide messenger RNA. RefSeq lists its product as uncharacterized. The coding region runs from base 75 to 944 and encodes 289 amino acids. Gene Ontology annotation, molecular function: monoatomic ion channel activity; purinergic nucleotide receptor activity; ATP binding. Lineage: Eukaryota; Metazoa; Chordata; Ceratodontiformes; Protopteridae. The record is from RefSeq and is a predicted model, not a curated record. Gene Ontology annotation, biological process: monoatomic ion transport; regulation of DNA-templated transcription. Gene Ontology annotation, cellular component: membrane. The transcript has 5 exons.
UUCCAGGGGAAAGGCAGCAUUCGCUUGUUUCUGUGAAGAGCCUGUUUUGUGGUGCUGGACUCUGAGGCAGAAGCAUGAAGCUGGAGGUCCCAGAAACUUUUGAAGAUGUUGCUGUUGAUAUUUCGAGGGAAGAAGGGAAGAUGUUGAGUAAUCAGGAAAAAGAACUGCACGGGGAGGUGAUGCAGCAGAACUACGAACACGUGGUAUCAGUAGAGCUUACAGCCAUGGAGACAAAGAAUGACAGUGAGAAUGCACCUGCACAGACCCAGGCUGCUUGUCAGACUACAGUGGGACAUGAAACUCAUACAAUGUCUCGAAGGCAAAGAAAUCGGUACAAAGAAAAUAUGAGACUGAGGAGUGACAGACAACAACAGGCAGCUAAUGGCAUGAACCAGCAAGGACAACAGGAUUUUCAGAGUUUACAGGCCAAAAUUCAGGGGCUUUCAGAAGAAGAACUGCGUCAGCUGUGCACCAUGAUUGCUGAAAGGAAUCCUGAACUGCUGUGGGAGAUUCUUGAGGAACAGCAAGAGAGGCGUAAUAUAGCAAAUGUUGAACAUCAUUCAAAAGUCCCUCCCUCAUGGUGUGUUUGCCAUUGCUGCAGAAAUAUGCCUACUGCGAUAGAAAGUGUCUGCUGUGGGAAAGCACCAAUGAACUGUUUAUCAUUUGUUUCGGAAAUGAGUGAGGUUGUACUUCAUAAGACUGUACUACAUGUUGCUGAUAGAUACAGGCGAACACUUUUUGGAUUACCAGUGGACACUGAUGAAAAUCAUCGCUAUCGCCACUGUGCAUAUCGACAGUUUACUGUCUGGCAUUAUGGUCGAAUUGGAAGCAGAGCACCAGUUAUUCCCAGUUGUUGUGUCUGGCGCAUUCGUGACUGUUAUCCUGAUGCGUUAGGCCAGUACACUGGUUUUCAACCUAAACGGAAGAGGACUGCAUAUGACUAGUAAUGUGAUGUUGUCAUUAAUGAAUAGUUCUUAACUAGUAAAGUUUCAAAUGGUUGCAAUUUUACAAUAAAAAGCGAUAUUGCCUAAACA